GAAACAUGAGCAUAUGCAUCCCAAGGUCCAACUCCAAGUCCAUUAACCCAAACGUUAAAACCGCCCCCUCUUCUCAGUCCCUACUCCUUAUAUUAACUUAAUUUCCCGGCCACCUCAGAAAAAAGCCUAUUCAAUCUCUUUGUUUCUGAUUUUCGAUAGAAUUUUCAGCUCUCUCUUCCUCUGCCUACGCACCCCAAAACACUUGGCGGAGUGAAAGGGUUUUCUUCUCUCUUUCUCGUUCCUCCGAUUCUCUUCCUUGUCUUCAUGUAAAUGGUGCUGCCGGGUUUGAACGGAGAUAGAGGGACAGUUCCAGCGCCGGAGUCCAUGGCGACCAGUCCCAAGCGAUCAAACCGCCUUCAUAAUUUCAACCUUCCACACUUGAAGUGGGGAAGCCAGAAGUACCUGAGGUGCACAAACUCCGCCGGCUCUAGCCGCUCCAGCAGCGGAGAUCGCCGAUCUUCAGUUUCAAUGUCCGAUGAGUCACCGCCGAGGCGGAAGAGGGAAACGGAACAGGAGGGAAACCACUCGGUGGCAAAGAUACCGAGGUCGCGAAUCAAUGGCAAGGGCCGCAGCGGUGCCGAUGGCGUGAAGGACGGAAUUGAGGCGAUGAGGCAAAAACUGAUGUUUGAUCUGAAAACCGAGGCUGACAAGAUGAAAGACGCCAUUUUGAGGAACAAAGAGGACGACAAGAUGAAUGUGGGGGAGGAUGAAAACGAGCGGGAAUCGCCGCCUCUGUUAGCGAGGGAGGGCGCGAGGACGUGGAAUCUGAGGACAAGGCGAGCGGAGUGGAAGAUUCCAUUCUCCGACGGCAGACUUGGCGGCGGCAGCGAGAAAGCGUUGAAGAUUGAUGAGAAUUCCUCUCCUGCAAGAACUGACGGCGGCACCGUUAAGUUGCUGAAGCUUCGAAGCAAUUCCGAUAAGAGCGCGCCGAGGCCGAAAUUCUCCCUUCAAUUGUCAAGGAAGGAGGUUGAAGAAGAUUUCAUAAAGAUGGUGGGCCACCGGCCGCCGCGCAGGCCCAACAAAAGGCCCAGAAGUAUCCGGAAGCAAUUGGAUGGUCUUGUUCCUGGUUCGUGGUUAACAGAGGUUACAGCAGAUUUGUACAAGGUUGCUGAAGACGCAGGGAAUGGAAAGGCGCGACAAUCUGGGAAGGGGAAGGGAAAGGGAAAGGGAAAGGACAAGAUGCUUGUUUCUUCUGACUCUGAUGAAGAAUCUUGAUUUGAAACUUGAAAGCCUAUAACAACAAUCUUGUUUUGUUGCUUUGAAAGCUAAUUUACUUUUGGUAGUAGGUACAUAGUUCGUUCAUUCGUUUGUUUAUAUGUAACUCUCUACCGAAGAAAGUGGAUUGUGAUAGAAAAGAAUAUCUUAGUUAAUUGAUUAAAGCUUGUGAAGUUCUGUGGCUUUAAGGACGCAUCUAUAUAGCAUUCAUUUAAGUUAUUAGUCUAGAUAAUGAUCAGUGGCAGUUACAUAGAUUUGGUUCUUCUAGUUUCUUGAGUUCUGAGCUAGGUUUCUUUAGGCUGGAGAAAUUAAACUCAAAUUCCAUUAAAGCGCGCACCUUUUUGUUACUCUUUUUUUCCUUUGUUCUCUGAAUUGUAUCAUGAUUCAUGAGUGAAUGUUGUCUUUCUUUGUAUAUUUAUGUUGCUGGUUUCACUCAUAUAUUUAAUAGAAAAGCAGUUAUGUAGUUGCUAAACC
Arachis ipaensis is the source of this 1689-nucleotide messenger RNA. RefSeq lists its product as uncharacterized. Lineage: Eukaryota; Viridiplantae; Streptophyta; Magnoliopsida; Fabales; Fabaceae. The record is from RefSeq and is a predicted model, not a curated record.